Messenger RNA from Leptomonas pyrrhocoris, 676 nucleotides. RefSeq lists its product as hypothetical. NCBI's taxonomy places the organism in Eukaryota, Euglenozoa, Kinetoplastea, Trypanosomatida, Trypanosomatidae. The coding region runs from base 98 to 676 and encodes 192 amino acids. The record is from RefSeq and is a predicted model, not a curated record. The transcript has a single exon.
AGGAAGAAAGGAACAGCAGCAGCUUCAACAUCGUUUCGACUUGAUCGAGCCUUGCACUUUCCAAAGAACAUCUCCUUAAACCUCAACACCAUUCGCUAUGCCCGCCAAAAGCAGCAAGAGAAACGUUGCUGUUGCGUCGGAGGAGGGGGAGGGGGAGACGAACAGGGCGGUGGCACCACGCCACCGUCUUGAGUACAGGCGUCCGUGGAACAUCUUCUACCCCGUUGCCGCAAUGUUUUUGUUGCUCAAUUACCUCGCGUUUGGUACAACGACCGACGAGUCAGGUACAACGCGUCUGUUGCCGGAGUACGUCGCCGCUGGAAAGGCGUCGUCGCGGUCCGCCAUCUUCACCGCGCUGCUGUUCUUUGAGGAACGCGUGAUGGGCUUCUUGUUCCAGCUUGGUCUGCGAUGGUUCCAGAGUUUGUUCGGUAUCCAAGUCGUCUGCAUCGUUGGCUGGUUGAUCCACUUCUUUGAGCUGGGCAUGUGCACUCGUAUAUGUAUCUCCUGCAACGCAACGCCUGGUACGACGGCCUUGUACAUGCUGUGCACGACCAUGGCUGGCUUUGCGCAGCUCGUGCCGCUGACCGCGGCGCGGAAUGCCUGGGUAUCGAAGACGAAGAGCGCAGGGGAGGCGGCGAGUGGCCCCGCCGCGCAGGGGUCAAAGAAGAAAAAGUGA